CUAUGAUCUCAAGUGGUUUUGUAUUCUAUUCAGUAGUUGCUCACCCACGUUGCCAUCAUUUCCCACUUGCGGCAUACAAAAACCCAUCUUUUCGUGUCUUUUCUUAUUUACCUUCUUCUCGUCGUCGAUCAAGAACUGGGUUCAAACUAGUAGGUGCCACGGAAACAGUGAAGCAAGCAAAGUGGCCUAAAGACGAAAGAGGAAAUAUCAUUUGGACUCUUCGAAGAGCCACCAGAAAUGAUGUCCACUUUAUUGUAUCUCAUAGCGAAGUUUUGACUCCUAGCCUAGUGGAGUCAUUGAUAGAAAAUAGCUUGGAAUCUUGUUUGGUUGCCCAGAUUGGUGAAGAUGUGGUGGGAUAUAGUCUCUUUGCUAUAGAGAGAGUCCCAGUAGACUUAAAAAAAGGCUUUGAGUCACCUUUGCAAACCAAUGGUUUAUAUGUUGCCAGUUUUCGGUUGCCUAAUGUUCCCAGUGAAAUGGAAAACAAAUUGGUACUUGGAAGUCUGAAAAUGUUAAAGCAAAAGGGUUGUUUAGUGGUAUCAGCGGAUGUGGCUGUGGAAGAUACAGAAAAGGCGUUUCUUUUAGAAAAGUGUGGGUUUGAAAGAGGAAAUACGGUUGAAAAGGAAGGCAGCGAUUUUAUCGAAUUUCGUAUGAAUUUAGUUGCUUGCAACGUGGAUCCACAGAAAAAGAUCGUUUGAGUAAAAGAAUAGACAUUUUAUAAUCAUUUGUAAAACUCUGCGAUACAAACAGCAUCAACA
Molecule: messenger RNA, 755 nt
Organism: Galdieria sulphuraria
Lineage: Eukaryota; Rhodophyta; Bangiophyceae; Galdieriales; Galdieriaceae
Exons: 1
Coding region: 3-695 (230 amino acids)
Source: RefSeq, a predicted model, not a curated record